AUGGCGACUUCAUUUAUAGUGAAACAGGUUGGAAACAAAAAGGCUGCUGGACCUAUUUUGGAAAAUCCCAACAUCGUCGGUGGUUUAGAUCCAGUCAAUCCGGCUGGGAACGUUGGUGGACCUAUUCUGGAACCGGUUAUCCAAGGUGACGAUUCUGCAGGGCAUAUUGGCGAUGUAGUCAUUCUUGAAUCUAUCUCUGCUAGCCCGGUGGCUCAACUUGCUGGUGGAGUUAAAUCUGUCACUGCUAGAAUUCCUGAACCAGAGGGAGCUUUCUCUUCAGCAGUUGCAAUUCUAAAAGAGAAGAAAACUACAAAGGAGGAGUUUAAUCCUACUGUUUUGUCUAGGUCGGAUCAAUUUGUUGGCUUCUCUUUCAGUUUGGAUAACAAACUUUUGUCGAUAGCUACUAUUUAUACUAGUACGAACCUUUAUAAAAUAAGGGAUCUUUGGAGUGACCUCAAUGAUUUACAAAUCUCUCAUCCUCUACCUUGGGCUUUUGUCGGGGAUUUCAAUGUGAUUAUGGGAGCCCAUGAACAUAGAGGAAGGAUUAAUCCUGCUGUUAGGCCUGUACAAGAUUUCCAAAAUUGGACCAAUGAUAAUGCCCUAUUUCACUUCCCUACCACUGGUGCUGAUUUCACUUGGACGAAUAAACGGGAUCCCCCGUUUACUGUUGAAAGGCGUCUUGACCGAUGCAUUGGAAACUCUAAUUGGAUUUAUUCUUGCAACUUCAUUGCUGUCUGUUCCCUCCCCAGAGUCUGUUCAGAUCACCAUCCUCUCUUGAUGGAAUUUCAUGUCAAUUUCGCGCGCACUGUCUCGCCGUUCAAAUUUCUAAGCUCUUGGUCUCUUCACGAUAACUGUAGACAGGUUAUUCUUUCUGCUUGGUCUCGUAAGAUUGUCGGCUGUCCUAUGGAUUUUUCCAUGGUGAAACAAACUAUCCUUCCUCUCGUCGACGAGGCGACGAACAGAGUUCUGACCAACAUUCCCUCUCUUGAGGAAAUUUCUGCUGCUGUCUUUAGUUUAAAUGGCGAUAGCGCUCCUGGUCCAUACAGUUUCGGAGCGUUUUUCUAUCAAAAAUAUUGGGACAUUAUCAAGCACGACGUUUCUAAUGCGGUGAUUCAAUUCUUUUCCUCUGGUUGGAUGCUUCCGGAAUUAAAUGCUAGCUCCAUUGUCCUUAUUCCAAAGAUAAAAGGGGCAAACUCGUUAGAUCUUUUCCGUCUGAUUGUUGUGGCCAAUUUCAAGUUCAAAAUUAUUUCCAAGGUGAUUGCGGAUAGGUUGGCUGCCAUCAUGUCGCUGUUGGUUUCUCCUGACCAACGCGAUUUUAUCAAGGGUCGUAGGAUUCAUGACUGUAUUGCUUUAGCUUCCGAGGCCUUUAACCUUCUUGACACUAAGACUUGGUGUGGUAAUAUCGCUCUCAAAGUGGACAUAUCGAAGGCUUUUGACACUCUCCAGUGGGAUUUCUUGCUCAAAGUAUUGCAUAAUUUCGGUUUCAAUGAAAAAUUCUCAUGGAUUAAUUGUAUUCUGCAUUCUGCUCACCUCUCUGUGAAUGUUAAUGGCAGCCUUAAAGGUUACUUUUCUUGCUCUCGCGGUGUCCGUCAGGGGGAUCCGUUAUCCCCGUUACUUUUCUAUCUCGCUGUAGAAGUUUUGAGUAGAAAGAUUACUUCUUUAGUCUCUUCUAACAUCCUGGAGUGCUCUAAGGGUCCUAAUAAAGUCACUGUGCCUUCUCAUAUCUUGUACGCGGACGACAUUUUUCUUUUUUGUAAAGGAAAAUUCUCUAAUAUCAAAACUAUCAUCUCUACCUUGCAGGAGUAUGCCACUGUUUCGGGACAGGUUGUCAACUGCGACAAAUCUGUAAUUUUCGGUGGGGCUAUGUUGACUUCAAGGCUUAACAUUCUGUCGGAGUUGUCCGUUUUAGAAUUGGGCCCGCUGCUGUCCUUUGCUGGCAGAGUUGAGCUUGUUAAGUCAUUCGUUCAAAGCAUGCUAACUCACUCUAUAACUGUCUAUGCGUGGCCUCUCUCCCUCUUACGUGACAUUGAGCGUGCAUUCAAACGUUUUAUUUGGAGCGGUGACUCUUCCAAAAGUAAAGUUAUCACUGUCUCCUGGAAGAAUAUGUGUACUCCCUUAGCCGAGGGUGGUCUUGGUCUUCGCUCGCUCGUUAAGUUGAACGAGGCUUUCAAUCUGCAGCUAGCUUGGAAUCUUGUCACCUCUUCUGAUCCUUGGGUCCUGUUACUCAGAAAAAGAACUUUGAGAAAAGAAUCCAUCAGUUUCUGGUACGAUAAUUGGUGUGGUGACCCUUUUCAUCUCGAGGUGGACGAUCCGAAUGGUUUGAUUGAUCAAAAGGUCAGUGAGAUUUUUGUUAAUGGUGAUUGGGAUUUUUCCAAAUCUGCUACUUCUAUUCCUUUACCGGUUCAGCGCCGUAUUCGCUCUAUCUUUAUUCCGCAUGACCCUUGCGCGGAUGCUAGAGUCUGGAAGCAUUCCUCCAAGGGAGAGCUCUCCUCCAAUCUCUGUUAUAAUUUCAAGCGUUCUAGAGGCACUCGCUCGGAUUGGUGGCGUUGGAUUUGGGCUAAAACAAUUCCGCCAUCAAAAUCCUGUAUGGUCUGUAAAUUACUUCACAAUAGGAUUGCCACCGAUGAUCAAUGGAAACGAAGAAAUUUUUCUUUUCCGUCUCGGUGUGAUCUUUGUCAAGAGGAGGAAGAAUCAUCUCAUCACCUUUUUUUCCAAUGUAAUUUCGCUACUCAAAUCUGGAUGUGGGUCGGGCAAAGGCUUCACUUCAAUGGCUUGAUUAAUUGUUGGGAUGAUGUUUACCGUUUACUCAGCAAGAAGACGUCCGGCCUAUGCAAAGCUGUUUACAAGGCUGCGGUUAUUUUUGCUUUUAACGCUAUUUGGCACUCCCGUAACAAGGUCAGAUUUUAG
This is a messenger RNA of Vicia villosa (hairy vetch), 2907 nucleotides long. RefSeq lists its product as uncharacterized. The record is from RefSeq and is a predicted model, not a curated record. The transcript is spliced from 7 exons. Lineage: Eukaryota; Viridiplantae; Streptophyta; Magnoliopsida; Fabales; Fabaceae. Bases 1 to 2907 code for a protein of 968 amino acids.